ACCCUCUGCUGCUCUCAAGUUCAAACCCAACCUCUUCCAUUUUCCAUCUUUCCACGUUCAAAGAUUUGGAACCCGAUGCUGAUUUGGGUUCGAUGGGAUUAGAUAUUAGAAAGUGAUACGUACCCAGAUUCUAUAUUCAGUCUUUGUUUCUUUCUAUUGAUCGAUCAACUCUUGUUUACUCUCCUUAUUCGACUUCCCUCUAUUUUGCUCACAAUCACAAGUUCCGUUGAACCUGCUUUGGCUUUUUUUUUAAAGGAGAUUCUGCUUUGGCUUUGAACAAGGUGAUCGAGCAAAGAAAUCAUGGCCACAGAAAAAAGGAGCGGUGAAUCAAACUAUGAAAAUAGGAUGGAAGCAGGCCAAGAUUGUGAAUUUGACAGAGGCAAGGAACCUGAAUUUUCCUUGGAGAGGGGUCAAUGGAAGCCGGUUUUUGAUGAAUCUCGAAUGUCACCUAGACCUCUAAAGAAGAUCAAGAGCCCUGAACGUAGUCAUCAUCCCCAAUCCUAUGCUUUCAUCCCUGAAUUCCAACACCCAUCUCCUCCUCCUCGUACUUCACCAGAUGCAUCAUCAAUCACUACUUGUUCUCCUCCUCCUUCCAGGAUAGUCUUUCCUUUUUCUUUUGACGGGUCUCUGCCGCAGCAGCAGCAGCAGCAGCAACCUAUAAUAUUUCCUUACCAACUACAGACCACAAGUCUGCAGCCUAUUCAGUUCCCGCCAAUUACACACGUUGUAGAGCAGCAGCAGCAACAAAAUCAGCAGCAAAUGAUAUCAUUUGCGUCGCAACAGCAGCAAAUAAUAUCCUGGCAGCAGCAACAGCAAAUGCUUCAGUAUUGGAGUGAUGCUUUGAAUUUGAGUCCAAGAGGAAAAAUGAUGAUGAUGAUGAACAGGUUUGGAGGAGCUAAUAGUAGUGGUGGUAUUAGGCCACCGGGGAUGCCCAUAAGUACCAGUAAGCUUUACAGGGGAGUAAGGCAAAGGCAUUGGGGCAAAUGGGUAGCUGAAAUCCGUCUUCCUCGAAACAGGACUCGCCUCUGGCUCGGUACCUUCGACACAGCUGAAGAUGCUGCCAUGGCUUAUGACCGCGAGGCAUUCAAGUUGAGAGGGGAGAAUGCUAGGCUUAAUUUCCCUGAGCUUUUCCUCAACAAAAACAAAGAUGAUGACAAUGCUGCAGCUGUUACAAAAGCUCCAAGUUCAACAGUAACUGCUUCUGUGCCCAUUCAACAAGUUUCAAAGCCAUCCAGGUACCAGGGUAAGCAGCAACUUUCAAACCUUGAUUUACAAUUACAGAUUCCAAUUUCGGAGACGGAAUCAAGUGCACCUCCGCCAGAGCCAUAUUCACAGCCCCAGGAAGACGAUGACACUGGUGCAAAUGGUAUGGCCAGUGCCAGCCAUCUACUUGAGGUUGAAAAUCAUGGCGAAAAAGGGAGGAUCAUUUCUGAUGCCCCUACACAUGAAUUGGUUUGGGGAGAUAUGGCAGAGGCUUGGCUGAAUGCAAUGCCUCAAGGUUGGGGUCCUGGUAGUCCUGUCUGGGAUGAUUUAGAGUUGGACGUCACCUCCAAUCUUGUGCGGCAAUAUCAUGAUCAUCACCAUUUUACGGCAAAUAAUUCGGAUCGUCAUGAUCUGCCCCAGCUGGAAGACAACUCUUGUUCUGCCUCUUCUUCAUAUCCUAUGCAGCACUUCUUCUGGAAAGACCAAGAUUGAACUCAAAGACCCGAUUCUUUCUCUUCUCCCUUUGCUAAUUACCAACUUGGAUGCAUGCAUUCUUCACUUGUCAGUUUCAUAUCUUCUAAUCACUAUUAGCCAAUUAGCCUUCCUCUUAUUUCUCCUCCUACUGGUUCUAGCCCUUUCCAUUUCAAACUGAUCACAAGCAUACAUAGAUCCUUCCCUUUGCAACGUUGUCAAUUUUUUCGUACAAGUUCAAGGGAUUGUAUGACUUUCACUUUCCACCUGCAUAUACACCAUUUUUCCUUCAUAGAGUAGAAGAAGCCGGGUACUGCUCAAAGGCUGCUUUCUUUUUUUGGCAGGCCUCUCAGCAAUGGCAAUCAUCAGGGUUCUUGUGUGUUGUUUAUUAGUAUAUUAGGACUUUGGAGUCACUAGUUAUAUGUAGUUAGACUUGAGCAGAACCAUUUCAUUAUUCUGUAUUCAGUAGUAUUGAACCCAUGCCGAGCUUGGAGACAGUUUCGUGAUCUCCUUCGAGUCGGUUUGUUUCGUCGACCAUCGCCAGCUUCAUUUUUUAGCUCAGGGGAUGGAAUAGAAUACAAUUAUAGAUAAUGCCUACAAUAUCUAUCAGUUGUCCUUGUACUCGAAUUUC
Messenger RNA from Argentina anserina (silverweed cinquefoil), 2305 nucleotides. Its product is annotated as ethylene-responsive transcription factor ERF053. Gene Ontology annotation, molecular function: DNA-binding transcription factor activity; sequence-specific DNA binding. The record is from RefSeq and is a predicted model, not a curated record. Lineage: Eukaryota; Viridiplantae; Streptophyta; Magnoliopsida; Rosales; Rosaceae. The coding region runs from base 301 to 1695 and encodes 464 amino acids. Gene Ontology annotation, biological process: regulation of DNA-templated transcription. Gene Ontology annotation, cellular component: nucleus. The transcript has a single exon.